Vigna unguiculata (cowpea) is the source of this 3108-nucleotide messenger RNA. RefSeq names its product protein CORTICAL MICROTUBULE DISORDERING 2-like. The record is from RefSeq and is a predicted model, not a curated record. NCBI's taxonomy places the organism in Eukaryota, Viridiplantae, Streptophyta, Magnoliopsida, Fabales, Fabaceae.
AAUUCGAAUCUUUCUUUGAAAAGUUCUCACCUUGCUCAUAAUUCAAGAGAAAAAACAACACCAACACAUAAAAAAAGUAGAGUAAUUGUAGCUCUGCAGAGAUUCUCCCUUUGCCCCUCUCAGAAUUUGUUAAUGCCCUUUUCGAUUCAUUUAGCAAAGUACCCUUCUUUCUUCUUCUUCUCUGUGUGAAUCAGUAACUCCGCAAAAACUAAAGUGGGUCAAGUUCAGGUUUCUUAUUCUUGUAUGAAUUGAUGUGCAUGUGUGUUUAGAUGUAUUUGUCAGACACUGACAGCUCUUUUCAUAUCAAUCAUGCAAUAAACAUGGUGCCAAUUAUACCCCCCUUACCUAUUUUCCUUAAAACCUUUUGAGGCUUUUAUCUAAAUCUCAUCUCAUUCUCCAACAUGACACAGUGCCAAUAAAGAAUCCCCGGAAGGCAUCGCAGCAUUUAUUGUUUCAGUUCAGAUUUGGCAUUCCAUCAGUUGCAAGUUUGCUCAGAAAACGUCUACAAUUCUACAUUUACAUUGCAAAACGCUUCCUUGUUUUUCUCCCCUGUGUUUAAAGGGUAUUAAGAGUGUGAGUGAUGCAUAUUGAAGCUGCCAUAACAACAAAAGAUGGCAAGUCUUGUUCCUGGGGUGCUUCUCAAACUUAUGCAGCACAUGAACACAGAUGUGAAAGUUGCCGGUGAGCACAGGUCCUCUCUGUUGCAAGUUGUGAGCAUUGUUCCAGCUCUUGCCGGGGGUGAGUUGUUCCCAAAUCAAGGCUUUUAUCUCAAGGUUUCCGAUUCCUUGCAUGCCACCUAUGUCUCUCUCCCUGAUGAACAUGAUGAUCUCAUCCUCAGUGACAAGAUUCAACUGGGGCAGUUUGUUUUUGUGGAUCGUUUGGAGGCUGCUUCACCGGUGCCUAUUCUUCACGGGGUUAGGCCUAUUCCUGGGAGGCACGCCUGUGUUGGAACCCCUGAAGACAUUGUUGCAACAACUCACUCUCUUGGGUUCCUUGGUAAAGCUAAGGCUAACAAAAACAGUGCUUGUUCUGGCCCCUUGGACUUAGAGAGAUCCAAGUCUCCUAGGAAAGUGUUGGGGAAUCACCAUGUUGGGGAGAAGGAGAAGAAGGAGAAAGUAAGAUUGCACAAUGAAGAGCAGUUAGACAAAAAACCAGCUCUUUUGGCUAAGAGUAAAUCUCAGACAACAAAAGCAGUGACAGCCAAUACUGUUGAUGUGAAGAAGGAACCAUUGGCAAGAUUGAAGUCAUUUAAUUCAAGGGCCAUUCCUUCUUCUCCCACUAGUUGUUAUUCUUUGCCUACUUCCUUUGAGAAAUUUGCCAACGGGGUGAAGCAUCAGGCAAACAUCAAGGGAGUGGACAAGCUAACUGCGAAGGUGGGAGUGUUGGAAAUAGGAAAGGGUGUCCGUGGAGCUAGUCCAACCGGGAAGAGAAUUUCCAUGGGAAACCCGAUCAGAAAUUUGGUUCAGGGAAUUGAGCUUGGAGCUAAGGUGCUGCGUAAGAGCUGGGAAGGGAACAUGGAAGUCAAGAAUAAAGAGACAUCAAAAUCAAGGGGUGCCAAGUCUGAUCCUAAGCCCGAGGUUCGUGGCUCGACUCCUAGGAGAAGUACUUCAAGUGAAAAGUUUUCCUCUAAAGAAGAGAGCAAGCUGACAAAGUCCUCCAAGGAAGAGCACAGGACUCAAGCAACUAUAAAGAAAGUUGUUGCCAAUGGAACUACGGAAGAACAAGAAAAGAAUGGCAAACAAAGAGUAUCUGUUGGAAAGAAAUCGUCAGAAUUUUCAAACACUGGAUUCCCUGGAAACUUGGUGAAAGUUUCUCCAAGUAGUAGAAAAGUGACAGAUGCAAGUGUUCAAUGGGCUUCACUGCCAUCAUCUAUUGCAAAGCUUGGCAAGGAAGUGAUGAAGCACAGAGAUGCAGCACAGAUGGCAGCAACUGAGGCUAUUCAAGAGGCUGCUGCUGCUGAGAGUUUGCUGCAAUGUCUAAGUGUAUAUGCAGAGCUAAGUAAUUCUGCAAAGGAACAAAACCAGCAGCGUACAAUAGAGCAGUUCUUAACUCUUCACGCUAGCCUAAAUAGUGCAAGAAUGAUUGCUAACUCUCUAUCCAAAUCCACCCCAGAUGAUUCUUCUGCAGAAAAUGAAAGAAUCAUAUCAGAAGAAGAACAAAAACUCAAAUCAGACAGACAAAAGCUUGCGAAUUAUUGGGUCCAGGCUGCUUUAUCCACCAAUCUAUCACCAUUUUCUGUUUACAACCGAGAACCUCUAUCAUCCAGGCUUCAAGCUUCAACCAAUUCUCAAAACCAAAAGAAUAUCAUGGGAAGCAAACCAAUGCUGAUCAUAGAAACUUCAAGUGAAGAUGCUUCAUCAAAAUCUCAUGGAAAAAACCGCGCGCCUAGUUCCAAACACGCCCUGCAAGGAACUCCUCGCAAAGCAGGUGAUGCAUUGUCAAAUGGACAGAAACAACUAGUCCAAUCACCACGGGAUUGGGUUAAAGGAGAUGGCUUUGAUGAAGUGGUUGAUUUAAUUGACAUGCUGCAAGUGAAGUCAAGAGAUUGGUUUCUGGUGUUCGUUGAGAGAUUCUUGGACUCUGAUGGAGACACUGCUAGCUUGUCAAAUAAUGGCCAAAUAGCAGGAAUGCUCACUCAGCUAAAGAGUGUGAAUGAUUGGCUUGAUGAGAUAGGAUCAAGCAAGAACGAAGGAGAAUCAUGGCAGAUACCAGCAGAGACAAUUGACAGGUUGAGGAAGAAGAUAUAUGAAUAUCUUCUUACACAUGUUGAAUCUGCAGCAGCUGCACUCACUGGUGGAUCACAAUCAUCAUCCCCUGGAAUCCAAACAUCAGAGAUCAAAGCCAAAAAGUGAUGAAUAGGUACAUAGCUUAGCUUAAGGAUGCAUUGUUUAUGAUAUUUAGUCACCAGAACUUAUUCAACAAAAUUUCUCUCCUUUCACUCAUUUUUUUGUACAUAGAUCCUGCAUGUGAUCUGGGAUGUAAUUGUUUAUGUGGGGAAGUAGCCAUUGUGUUUUGUGAGGAUUUUCUUUUUCUUUUACUAAGUUAAUGCUCAUAUGAAAGUACAGAAAUUGAAACAGUGGAUAAGCAGAAAUUAUCUUUGCAUGGUUA